CGCUUCACUUGUUACUUCUCUUUGAUAUCUUUAUUUAGAUCUAACUAGGCUAGGUCUAGCUAGAUGUGAUGUACCAGUAAAUUGUAACAAUGGCUCCAAAGCGCCGUAAAUUGUCUUUAGAGGAUGGUGAUGCUAGCAUACAGGACGUUAAAAGAUCAGAGAACACUUCAUUGCGGACAGUUGUAAAGCAAUCUAGUAAUUCUGUAGAAGAACAGAAACCAGCCAAUGCCAAUGAUAAAACAUAUCUCGCCAAGGUUGAAUCAUCUUCAGAUCUUAAAGCAAAAGAAGAAUGCCCAAAGCCAUUGAGAAUAAGUGAGAGGCUCAGUAUCAAACGUAAUCGAAUAGGUGAUUUAGAAGAAAUCGAGGGUCAUUUGCAAGCUAAAUCACAGACAACGCCCAAGAAACAAAAUGCAGCCAAGCAGCCAACUAAGAAAGACAGCAAGAAGAAGCCAGUUACCGCCAAACUACAGAGAUCCUGGAAUAAACAAAGAAGUCAGUGGGGUGUUCAGGAUAAAAAAUAUUUUUUCAUUGGUUUGGGAGAGUAUGGUAAAAAUUUUGAAGCGAUUUGUAACAGGAUAUCCCAUGCUGCCAGGUUAUGUGGAUUUCCUGUGAAAGAUAAGAUGCAAGUUCGUUAUUUCUAUUAUAGAACUUGGGCUAAAAUUUCCAAAUUUGUUAAUAUGAAAGAUAGUGGUGUGAAGAUGAAGACACAAGAGCUUUACGGACUCAUUAAUUAUGGGGUGUUGAGGAAUUAUGUCAAAGAAAAUGAUCCCCAGUUUGAAAGAUGUUUGAAUGAAUUAAUCUUCUUGGGUGAAACAAAAUUUAUUUCCAGAGGCAAAAAACAAAAAUUUGGUAAAGUUCGCACUCCUAUCUGUACCUGCUUGAAAAAGCUAAAUAGGAUUGAAGCUUCAACUUCAUCCACCACAAAUAAAUUGCCAAGCCACAUAACACUAGAACUUACUCCGAAAAAUUCCAAAUCGUGGGCAAAAGUUCAAGCCUUGUCACAGAAUCCUAGAGUUCGUCUGAAAGUAACAUGUAACAGGACUCUUGAAUCUGUUUUUAAAUACUUUGAGAAGAAGUGGAAACCCCUUAAACUCAGGCUUAAAGAAGGUUUGGGAGGCUCGGAAGCUCAAAACGAAGAGCUUGUAUUUUUUCUUCAUCCAAGUUGCAAAUUAAAACCUGUGACAUUGAUACCUCAAGAACAGCCAAGAAUUGAUGUGACAUUCAGAAAUUACAGAGAGAAAAUACUUCCUCAACUGUUGAUCAAAAAGAAACAGAGAAGUAGUAAAGAGUCAGAGAGAUUGCCAGAGGAGAAAGACAAACUUCCUGACAAUAUCCCCAUAGAUCCUGGUGGAAGUGUCAAGGCUGAACAGCAGUCCUCCAAGAGUAACUCCGACCCUGCUUUUGACACCAGCAAGGUUAAAAAUGAACCUCCAGCAUUUUCGUGCUUGCUUUCUCUAGCAACCGCACCUAACAACCCCACUAUUACUCACAGCGUUUCUCAAAGUUCUCUGUCAGACACACACAGCAGUACACCAACCCCAUCAGCGGUUCUAAUGGAGGACGAGAACGCCAUGUUUCCAGAUGAUGCCCCCUUUUCACCACCCCCUGUGCCACUUCCCCACGUUUUAAGCUCUCCUGUGAUAAUGUCAUCCCCACCACCCGCUUCUGUGAUAUCCCCGACAACACAACUGAAAAAAAAGUCUGGCAAAACAUCGAAGAAACACCUGCCGUUUGAUGAUCACCCGCCGCUCCCUUCUAUCUGUGAUAAUCCUAUUGGAAGUGAUAAUUCCUCCUCUCCAGUCAAAAAUGAAGGCGCUUCCUCAGUGUCCGCUCAGGAGCUGAAAGAGGAGAGUGAGAAAGAAAUAGUGCGCCUUAAAACUUUAGUAGCAGAAGGCUUUACUCUGAAGAACUCGAACAGUGUUAUCCUUCUUCACUUAAGUAUUCUGCUCGGCAGAGAGAGUGUCAUUAAAAUGGAAUACGAAUGGAAAGAGAAGAAUCCUUCCAAACUUCAUUUGCCACCUCUGCUGUGUCAAGCAACCAACCAAAUGAGCAAUGUCUUGAGACGCUUGUGCAAUAUUGCCACGUUGGAACUAUCUGAUUACAACACUACUACAGACCAAAGUAAGCCUAUAAGUAAAAGUGUUCCCUGCAGUCAUUGUGGAUGGGACACAUCUUGUAAGUCUCGAUUAGGUCGUCGGCAAGUUGCAACCGAAAGGAAAGAGAGAAUGCAAGAUAUUGCUACAAUGACAGAUCCUGUUGUUAGCACAAUGAAUCAUAUUCAAACAUAUCAAGCUUUACCAGGAAUUGUAGCUGGAGCUCGAACUUACGUUGCAGCCCCUCCUUCUGGAUCAAUUCAAAUUAUUGGACCAGAUCCAGUUUUUCGUGUUCCAUUUGUACCCACUUAUAAACCUGUAUUGACUAAAGAGCAACAGAAGCAGCUAGAGGAACAGCAAAGAACAGCUAAAGAAAUAAUGCUACAAGGACCCAAUCCUAGAAGAUUGCUUAAAAAACGAACUAUGUCAAGAAAAACCACUUCAUCUGUACAAAGAGCAUUGGUACCUAAAAUAGAUCCAGGAGGAAUGAGCCCUUACUUACAGCAGCUUCCUAAAUCUGUGGUAGUUAGGAUGGGGCCAGAAGAGAUGGUGAAAUCAGCUCAAGCAGUCAACAUCAUCUGUUCAUCAGCACCUCCUAAAGAACCAGUCACUGAGUUACCCAAAGAUGUGACAGAGUCGCAAGAAGUUCUUUUGUUAUCAACUCUUCCAGCUCCAGAUAAACCUCUGGACUGUUCAUCUGUGUGUUCAAUAAGUAUUUCAGACCAAAACCUCACCAGAACCUCAUCACCUAUCCUGCCAAUGUACACUCUCACUGUAGCCACAACUUCUGCCAACCUUUCUGGCACCUCCUCACCGAAAACAUUAGCACCUCCUCUGACAUCACAGGGCGACGUCAGCAUUUCCGACUUUGGAGACAUUUCCUUAUCAUCUGUAUCUGACUUGGGUCCAGAUGCUGGGGAUAAAUUCCUAGAACUUGUUUUACCUAAAUCUGUGCAAGGUUUUUCUGGAUUGCUCUGUACUCCUACCAAACUGAAAAGUGAUUCAGAUGUGCCAGAUAUGAGUUUUGCCACCCCCGUCCUGCGUACCCCUACACACACUGGAAUCUCAUUAGCUAGCUUUCUCCAAACACCUAUCCUGUUUCCAUCUCCGUUAAAACUUGAUGCUUCCAAUCAGCAGUGGAUAACCUCAGAAUCUGGAGAGAUAUCUCUUAGUGCCAUCCUGGGGGAGUCCUCUUCCUUUAAGACUCAGUCGGAUCCUGUGGCUAUUACCAGCUCCAGUGAGACUAAGUCAACUCCCUCUAGUUUAAGCUAUGCAUUUUUUGAGGACUCUUCGGAUGCUUCAUUUUCUACUUCUUUGAUGUUGAAUAAACAUUCAGAGGUGAAUGACAUCUCCUUGAGUUCUCUCUUAGGAGAUCCUAGUUUUAAAAAGGAAGACUCUCAACAACGAACAUCUCCAACUCUAGCCUCAGGACCUUUGAAGUCCAUCAACCUAUUCUCUGGAGCCCUGGAUGUGGAGAGCAGCUCUCAGCUGUUUGGUGAAGCCUCUCAAGACUCCUUGGUUAAACUUGACGUUGAUGGCUUUGUGAAUGAUGGCAGUUUAGAUUUUGUCAGCAAGUUUGAAUCCAUGGCAGCACAAAUUGCAGAGAAACAUCAUCAAGGGACAAACAUAACUGACAAACCAGACAAAUUGUUAAUCAAUGUGGAACAUGGGAUGGAGACUUGAAAGCUAACUUGUCUUUACUUGUUUAGAUCAGCCUAGAACAUGGACUGGUGACUGCUGGAACUGAGAGCUAAUUCAUUUCUUAACCUUAGUGUAGAUCAGUUUAGAACAUAAGCAGCUGACUGCUGGAACUGAGAGCCAGCUCAUGACUUCAUGAUACUUUUAGAGCCAAGGGAAUUGUGCAAAUUAAUCCAGAACAUACAUUUGUGUAUAUUUGAUUGUUUUUUUAAAAUGUGCAAUGUUAAUAUUAAACUGUAAAUAAUAAAUAUCAAGUAUUAUUGCAAUAUCAGCUGUUUGUUGAAAUCCUUGAAGAAAUAAGACUAAUACUUUAUAUAUUUCUACAUUUAUUUGAAUGAACACAAAGCAUCAUAAUCCUUACCAGGAGACACACAUACAAAAAAACAACAACUAGUAUUUCUAUUUGCUAAGAAUCAUGAGAUUAUUAAUAAAACAAACACUGUAUUGAAUAUAAAGUCCAACCUUAAAAUGCUACUUCUUUAUGUACAUAUGCACAAAAGGGCAUGAACUAUUUACAUUAACAAGGGGGAAAAAAAAUGCUACAACACUAAGAACAUAGGUUUUGAACACAAAAUUUCAGUCAAGAGCACUUGCUUAAUGAAUUCAAUUUCUACAUUUUUAAUGCUUAGCUUUAAAAGUCAAUUUUACUUUUUGCGGCUCCCUAGAGCGGUGUUUCCCAAACUGUGUUCUGCGGAACACUUAAGCCUGAAUAGGUGUUCCAUAAACUUGUGGAAUAAUGAACUAGUAGGUCAAAAAGUGCUCUGCUACACACUCAGAAUGUGUGAAGUAGUCCUUUUAGAAACAAGUUUGGGCAACACUAUAUAUACACA
Messenger RNA from Biomphalaria glabrata, 4621 nucleotides. RefSeq names its product protein cramped-like. Gene Ontology annotation, molecular function: chromatin binding. Bases 90 to 3776 code for a protein of 1228 amino acids. The transcript is spliced from 22 exons. The record is from RefSeq and is a predicted model, not a curated record. Gene Ontology annotation, biological process: pattern specification process. Lineage: Eukaryota; Metazoa; Mollusca; Gastropoda; Planorbidae. Gene Ontology annotation, cellular component: nucleus.